Messenger RNA from Theobroma umbraticum, 1623 nucleotides. RefSeq names its product aspartate aminotransferase 5 (gene ASP5). Gene Ontology annotation, biological process: biosynthetic process; amino acid metabolic process. Gene Ontology annotation, molecular function: pyridoxal phosphate binding; transaminase activity. Lineage: Eukaryota; Viridiplantae; Streptophyta; Magnoliopsida; Malvales; Malvaceae. The record is from RefSeq and is a predicted model, not a curated record.
CCAUUUUACCCGUCAACAAUCUCGCUAAUCACACAACACACAGUCUCUCAGGCAUCGCCAUGUCGAUACCGACGGUGUUUCACAGUUUUCAUUAUGUCUUUUAGCUUUUUUUAAAAAAAAAAGAAACAUAAAAUCCGAGUUGACAUAACCGAGAUCACUACCAAGUACCAAGCUUUCUCUUGGGAUUCAUCGCCUCUUUUGCCUCUCCAAAGCGAUUUCUGAUUCCAGAUGGCUUCGUCGGUGCUCUCUUUGGCCUCUGCGUCGCCCUCUGCCUCACUUUCUUAUCGUGGAAUUAGCAAGGGAAAGUUGAAUCUUGGAAAUACCAGCUUGUGCUUUAACAAGGAGAAGACGAACCCCUUCAUCAAAACGAAGUCUUUUGGUCGCAUAUCUAUGGUUGUCGCUUCCAAUGUGUCUCGUUUUGAGGGUAUAACAAUGGCUCCUCCUGAUCCAAUUCUUGGGGUUUCUGAAGCGUUUAAAGCAGACAACCAUGAGUUGAAGCUCAACCUUGGAGUUGGGGCAUAUCGAACUGAGGAGCUACAGCCCUAUGUGCUUAAUGUGGUUAAAAAGGCUGAUAAGCUUCUACUAGAGAGGGGGGAAAACCGAGAGUAUCUCCCAAUUGAAGGCUUGGCCGCUUUCAAUAAGGUGACGGCAGAGUUGUUAUUUGGAGCAGACAACCCAGUUAUAAAGCAACAAAGAGUUGCAACAGUUCAAGGGCUUUCAGGAACUGGUUCACUUCGACUGGCUGCAGCUCUUAUAGAACGAUACUUUCCUGGGGCAAAAGUUCUGAUAUCAUCUCCCACUUGGGGUAACCACAAGAACAUUUUCAAUGAUGCUAGGGUUCCAUGGUCAGAAUACCGAUACUAUGACCCAAAAACAGUUGGCUUGGAUUUUGAAGGGAUGAUCGCAGACAUCAAGGCAGCUCCCGAGGGAUCUUUUAUUCUUCUUCAUGGUUGUGCUCACAACCCUACUGGUAUUGAUCCAACCCCUGAACAGUGGGGAAUAAUUGCGGAUGUCAUCCAAGAGAAGAACCAUAUUCCAUUUUUUGAUAUUGCAUACCAGGGAUUUGCAAGUGGAAGCCUUGAUACUGAUGCAGCAUCUGUGAGGAUGUUUGUGGCCUGUGGUAUGGAGGUUAUCGCUGCUCAGUCAUACAGCAAAAAUCUUGGCCUCUAUGCAGAAAGGAUUGGAGCAAUUAAUGUUGUCUGCUCAUCACCAGAUGCUGCUGCAAGGGUGAAGAGCCAACUAAAAAGAAUUGCCCGACCAAUGUACUCAAAUCCUCCUGUUCAUGGGGCUAGGAUUGUUGCCAAUGUUGUUGGGGAUCCAGCCCUCUUCAAGGAAUGGAAUGCAGAGAUGGAAAUGAUGGCUGGGAGAAUAAAGAAUGUGAGACAGAAAUUAUUUGAUAGUCUUUCUUCCAAAGAUACAAGUGGGAAGGAUUGGUCAUUUGUUCUUAAGCAGAUUGGCAUGUUCUCAUUCACAGGCUUAAACAAAGCUCAGUGUGAUAAUAUGACGAACAAGUGGCAUGUCUAUAUGACCAAGGACGGGAGAAUAUCCCUUGCAGGAUUAUCUUUGGCCAAGUGUGAAUACCUUGCAGACGCCAUCAUCGAUUCAUACCACAAUGUCAGUUAA